GGAACGAAGGAGAAGCAACUAUGCCUACUGCGGGAGCGGACGAGGAGGCGGGAGAGGAUGCGGCUGAGAGCAACACUGUUGUCGGAAGCGCCGAAAACAAAGAAACCGACGAUCUUCAGUCACGCGCGUUAGCAGGAAGGCAUGAUGUGGGCACCGGGACGACAGUAACGAUAAUUGACUACACAUAUAUUUUUGAGGCUGAUGAAGUACGAAGAGGAGCUCAGAUUACUGAAUUUCGGGGUUUCCUUUAAACCCCUCUCGUCCUGUGAGAUAAUUUUUGAUUUCGUUGCUCUAGCGGCUUCUCCGGUAGUCAAGAUAGGACCACAGCGGGAGCGCAUACAUGAUAUUUCUACACGCUGCUGGAAAAUUUUCAGGUAGAAGUAUCGGCCAAGGCGGCGGAAGACGAUGGCUCGGGUGUGAAAAUGCCGCAGUUAAUGGCGAGUGACGGGGAUAAUGUGUCACUUGGAUUCCGAAAUGCAGUGCGGCAUUCGAAGCUCCUAAUCUCAAGUAGUCUUCGAACGAAAUUCUCUAGGGCAGACCCAGGCGAUUCUAAAAACGAGCAAAGAAAAGCAACGGGAGCUAGUCGACCCAAGAAGAGUGUUUCGCCUCACCGCACAAGGGCUGUCAAAAAUCCUGCUGAGCCAGAUGUGGACAAAAAUGCGACGUCGGGUCCAGCGGAUGAACACAGUGGUACAGCAGGAUACGCGGUAAGUGGCAGGCGAGUUGACGCAGAGAAUGCUUCCCUGGCCAACAAGUUGCGAGUUGGUGCUGUUGAGUACGAAAUCUCUUUGCUUUCGCAUUGUCAGCGCAGCACCGACGCUGCCAUACAAAGGAGACUUGCGGAGGAAGAGGAAAGACGGAAUCGAG
Amoebophrya sp. A25 is the source of this 867-nucleotide messenger RNA. The record is from the annotation of a GenBank genome assembly. Lineage: Eukaryota; Dinophyceae; Syndiniales; Amoebophryaceae.